Dentiscutata heterogama is the source of this 346-nucleotide messenger RNA. The record is from the annotation of a GenBank genome assembly. Lineage: Eukaryota; Fungi; Glomeromycota; Glomeromycetes; Diversisporales; Gigasporaceae.
CCGUAUUUUUGUACAUGACUAUCCAAAUAGUCCAAAGAUUGAAGCACAUUAUGAAUCAAAUGGGCGAUUAUACUACUCAUAUUAUAAUAUUAUUUCUUUGGGAACAUAUCCCGCAACACCAAAAUUAACUCAAAAAAAUGGCUGGAAUAAUACACCUCAAUAUCCAAUACCCGAUAAUUAUGUUGUUGAAACAACACUUGCUGAGCAAAAUCUUAGAUGUGAAACUAAAUAUAUUUCAAGUUUAAAAGUACAAUAUACAAUUAUUUGGAAAGAAGAUCGUGCAGAAUAUAGUGUAUAUAGUACAAAAUCAUCUACAGCAGUUAUUAAUACAUAUUUACAGGUAUAA